AAAUGCAAUACUAGGAAGAAAGAGAGGUGAGAAGGUCAAUUCAAUUUAGAAACUGGAACCACGACUUCCGUUUUACUAAACCACUGAAAUCCACGCCUUCUGGAGAAGCCCUUAUCCCAUCUUCCCAUUCUUCUUCUUCCUCGUUCAUCCAGUGCCGUUUUUCAGUACUCCCAGAAACCCGAACAUUUCCCCUUAGCUGAAACGUUUCUGACAAAAAUGUCAGCUUCUCCUUUAUCGGUGGGCUUUGCCAAGGCCACUGGCGUUGCAACUCCAUCAUUGAACCCUUCAUCUUCUUCAAUUGAAAACUCUUCAAUUGCCACCAGUAUUCAGUUCCCAUUCAAAGCAACGAAACCCAUAAAUUUUUCCCAGUUUAAUCUACAUUCUGACCUUGUAAAGUCUGCUCCUUUUACGCUUUUAUCUCGUUCUUUGCUCAUUCGUGCUUCCGCUGCUUUUGAUGGGUUUGACGCCGUAAACAUUACAGAACUACUUGACAAAGAAUCAGGAUCCGAAGACGAAGAACAACUGGAGGAAGACGAGGAAGAAGAAUUAGAAGAAGAAGAAGAAGAAGAAGAAGAAGGGAAGGAAAACUAUAGGGCUUCUGCGUUUCAGUCCGCGGAAGCUCGAAGGUUAUACGUGGGGAACUUGCCUUUCUCAAUGACCUCUUCCCAAUUAGCCGAUAUCUUCUCAGAAUGUGGUCGUGUUGCUUCUGUCGAGAUUGUUUAUGAUAGAGUGACGGAUAGGAGUCGUGGAUUUGCAUUUGUUACAAUGGGGAGCUAUGAUGAUGCAAAGGAGGCCAUUCGUCUGUUUGAUGGAUCUCAAGUCGGAGGCAGAACGGUGAAGAUAAACUUUCCUGAAGUGCCAAGAGGCGGUGAACGGGAAGUCAUGGAGCCAAAGAUCAAAAGCAGCUACCAAGCUUUUGUAGAUAGUCCUCAUAAGCUCUAUGCAGGAAACUUGUCCUGGGGCCUGACUUCUCAAGGUCUUAAAGAAGUUUUCCAAGAUCAGCCAGGAUUUUUGAGUGCCAAGGUUGUCUAUGAUAGGGGUACUGGAAGAUCUCGGGGUUUUGGGUUUAUAACUUUUGCUUCUGCUGAAGAUGCCGACUCGGCCCUUGAUGCCAUGAAUGGAGUGGUAUGUUAAACUUUUUAUCUAGUCAUUUUUACACAAUUUCAUGUUUGCUUAUUGGUUCAUCUGCUAUUACAUUAUAUUACCGAGUAAAUUACUUCUUCGGCCUCUUCCUGUUUAAAUUCUGCAGGAGUUGGAAGGGCGUCCUUUAAGAUUGAAUUUGGCACUGCAGAGAUCAUCACCAUCUACCUGAUUUUGAGUCAGAGAGCUAAAAGAAGUGAAAUUAUGAGUACCUAAAAGGUUUCGAAAAGGAUGAAAAGUAGUAAUAUUAUGUAGCGAUAUUAAUCUCAAUUCUCCGAGGAGAAGUACGAGGCUAAGAGAACUCUUCAGGGCGGCAUUUUCUACAAUCACUGUAAUAUUUAGUGAUGUUUGAUUAUACGACCAAUGGAAACUUCCGCGUUAGAUUGACACCCUUAAGUUCUCUGUAUUUUCUUUGGGUUUAUGAUGGUAAUUAAUUAAUUGUCGAGCAAAAACAGCCAGAGUAUUAUGAAAUUUUUCGGUUAAGCAGUUUUCGUUUCAGU
This is a messenger RNA of Oldenlandia corymbosa var. corymbosa, 1640 nucleotides long. The record is from the annotation of a GenBank genome assembly. NCBI's taxonomy places the organism in Eukaryota, Viridiplantae, Streptophyta, Magnoliopsida, Gentianales, Rubiaceae.